Trichosporon asahii var. asahii CBS 2479 is the source of this 459-nucleotide messenger RNA. RefSeq lists its product as uncharacterized. The transcript has 3 exons. The record is from RefSeq and is a predicted model, not a curated record. Gene Ontology annotation, molecular function: nucleotide binding; translation initiation factor binding. NCBI's taxonomy places the organism in Eukaryota, Fungi, Basidiomycota, Tremellomycetes, Trichosporonales, Trichosporonaceae. Gene Ontology annotation, biological process: positive regulation of translational initiation; nuclear-transcribed mRNA catabolic process, deadenylation-dependent decay; mRNA export from nucleus in response to heat stress. The coding region runs from base 1 to 459 and encodes 152 amino acids. Gene Ontology annotation, cellular component: P-body; RNA polymerase II, core complex.
AUGGAGGACACGAAACCGACACAGGCGCAGCUCGCACAGCCGAGACCAGUCGAGAAGCACAGGAGGCGUGGAGCGCUGACAGCAGACUUUGCCGCGAACGGAGAAGCACUCACGCUCGCCGAGGUGAGGCAGCUGCUGAGCAUCUCGAGGGACCAGGUGGGCGCUCCCCCCGCGCCGGAUAACAAAGUCUACAAAUCCACCAUCACCUACGUCGACGAGUUUGCCAACAUGGACGCCAGCCUGUGCGAGGGCAUGCGCGGCGCGCUGAUGGCGCGUCCAGGCUUCCUGAACAAUUUUGAGAUUGCCCAGAUCAUGCACCUGCGCCCGGAGCGCGUCGAGGUUGCUGUCGCGCUCAUCCCGAGUCUGGAGCGGUACGCACAGGGCGACGAGAGCGAGGAGUAUCUCGCGGGUUUGUUGGAGGAGGUGCGGACGAUUGCGCGGUAUGGAGCGGGUGUUUAG